Messenger RNA from Dovyalis caffra, 645 nucleotides. Lineage: Eukaryota; Viridiplantae; Streptophyta; Magnoliopsida; Malpighiales; Salicaceae. The record is from the annotation of a GenBank genome assembly.
AUGGAAAAAAUACUUCUGUUAGUUUGUGUGUCCUUUCUUCUUACAGUCCCUUCAAAUGCAAUUUCCUCUUGCAAUGGCCCUUGUAAAACCCUGAAUGAUUGCGAUGGCCAGCUUAUUUGUAUCAAUGGCAAAUGCAAUGAUGAUCCUGAUGUUGGCACCCACAUCUGUAAAGGAGGAGGCACCACCCCUUCAACUCCACCACCUUCAGGCAAUUGCCCUCUUUCUGGCGAACGUUCAUGCAAAGAAAAGUCCUUCCCAACUAAAUACAAAUGCUCACCUCCGGUGACAUCCUCUACGAAAGCCCAAUUAACUUUGAACGAUUUUAGUGAAGGUGGCGAAGGAGGAGACCCGUCAGAGUGUGAUGAGAAGUACCAUGCUAAAAGUGAGAGAGUGGUUGCACUAUCAACCGGAUGGUUCGAUGGACGGUCAAGAUGUGGGAAAAUGAUCAAGAUCACUGCUAGUAAUGGAAGGAGUGUGACGGCUAAGGUUGUGGAUGAAUGUGAUACUUUGCAUGGAUGUGACAGGGAGCAUGGAUUUCUACCACCAUGUGAGAACAAUAUCGUUGAUGGGUCUGAUGCUGUGUGGGAAGCUUUGGGUUUGAACAAGGAUUUGGGUAUUGUGCCUGUUACUUGGUCCAUGGCCUAG